Messenger RNA from Panicum hallii, 2178 nucleotides. RefSeq names its product CBS domain-containing protein CBSCBSPB3-like. The record is from RefSeq and is a predicted model, not a curated record. NCBI's taxonomy places the organism in Eukaryota, Viridiplantae, Streptophyta, Magnoliopsida, Poales, Poaceae. Gene Ontology annotation, molecular function: protein binding. The coding region runs from base 182 to 1819 and encodes 545 amino acids. The transcript has 14 exons.
CAUGAGUAAUUAUUCUUCGUGAUAACCAGGACCGGAGUGGCUGGAACGCAAAACGUCCACACGCUAACGAAGGAGCCCAGGACACCAGGAGAAACGGAGCAGAAGCACCGGUCCACCUGUUGCUCCUACCUCGCCGGCCGCCGCCGCCGCCGCCUCACGAGCUCCCGCCGCAAACCUCGCCAUGAGCGCAGCCGCUUCCGCGGCGCCACCCAGCCGCCGCACCCGCAGCCGGCCGCCCUCUGCCUCCUCCCGCAAGUCCGACGACCCCUCGGCCGCCGCCGCCAACGGGAAUGGGAACGGGAAGGUCGCCUCCAAGCCCGCCUCUCCCCACCAACUCACAGGGGAGAGGACGGUGAAGAAGCUGCGUCUGUCCAAGGCGUUGACGAUUCCGGAGGGGACGACGGUGUCGGAUGCGUGCCGGCGGAUGGCGGCGCGGCGGGUCGACGCCGUGCUCCUCACCGACGCCCAAGGCCUCCUCUCAGGCAUAGUCACCGACAAGGACAUAGCUACAAGGGUAAUUGCUGAGGGGCUUAGGGUGGAGCAAACCAUCAUGUCCAAGAUCAUGACACACAAUCCAACUUAUGUGAUGUCUGACACGCUUGCAAUUGAGGCAUUGCAGAAGAUGGUUCAAGGGAAAUUUAGACACCUCCCUGUAGUAGAAAAUGGUGAGGUUAUUGCUAUGCUGGACAUUGCAAGAUGCCUAUAUGACGCAAUAGCAAGACUGGAAAAGGCUGCAGAGCAAGGAAGUGCGAUAGCAGCUGCUGUUGAAGGGGUUGAACGUCAAUUAGGAGGCAACUUUUCAGCUCCUUCUGCUCUAAUUGAAACUCUAAGGGAGAGGAUGUUCAAACCAUCUUUGUCAACCAUCAUCACAGAGAACACAAAGGUAGCAAUUGUUUCGCCUACAGAUCCUGUGUGUGUAGCAGCACAGAAAAUGCGAGAGUUUCGAGUUAAUUCGGUGGUUGUCACUACAGGAAACACAUUGCAGGGGAUCUUUACCUCAAAAGAUGUACUUAUGCGUGUUGUCGCACAAAAUAUUUCCCCUGAGUUGACCCUAGUAGAAAAGGUGAUGACUGCCAAUCCAGAUUGUGCCACAUUAGAUACAACAAUUCUUGAUGCAUUACAUAUAAUGCAUGAUGGCAAAUUUUUGCAUAUUCCUGUUAUUGACAGAGAUGGACAAAUUGCUGCUUGCCUGGACGUCCUACAGCUUACCCAUGCAACCAUUCAAUUGGUUGAAGGAGGGAAUGGAACUGUAAAUGAUGUAGCAAACUCAGUAAUGCAGAGGUUCUGGGACUCUGCUCUUGCUUUGGAGCCUCCAGAUGAGGAAUUCGAUAGCCAUAGUGAGGUAUCUUUACUCCUGCCAUCAGAGGCUGGAGAUGGAAAGAGUAGCAUUUACCCCCCUGCAAUUGGCAAUUCAUUUGCCUUUAAGCUUCAAGACAGAAAGGGCCGUGUGCAUAGAUUCACUUGUGGCUCUGAGAGCUUGGAUGAGCUUGUGUCUUCUGUAAGACAAAGAUUAAGUAUUAGAGAUGAAAAGGAAACAGUACAACUCUUGUAUGAAGAUGAUGAAGGUGACCGAGUGCUGCUGACGACAGACUCCGAUCUCGCUGGUGCUGUGCUCUAUGCCAAAUCAUCUGGAUUGAAGGUGCUGAAGUUGCACAUUGAAGACCCAGGUUUGUAUACUGAAGUGACAAAACCAUCACAGGAGCUGGCUCCACCUCCCAGCAGGAGUGGGAUAUCGCCGGUUCAUGUUGGAUUGAUGGCCGGUGCAGUUGCUCUCAGUGGCGUAGCAGUGAUGGUUUACUUAAAACGAUCUCAGCUGUGAUUUCCGAAACCCAGAGGGAAUCAUGGCUUUCCUUUUCUUUUUCUUUUUUUUCCAUUUUUCUGAAGAGCGGGGAUCGGUGCCAUUCCAAAUUAGCAUUGUCAUCAGCUAAUGCUCACUAGGUACCAAGCUAAGAAAUGAAGGAAAAUAUCACAUCUGUGGUCAGUUGAACUGACGGUCCAUAGUCCAGACAAAGGUCAUGGGACCAGAUUGUUGCUUUUGGAGUAGGUGAUUUUCUGGCAGAAGAGCCUGCCUAUCCUCGUUCAUUCUGCACGAACGUGAACAGUUUCACGACUACGGUGUAAUGUAUAAGCAUUACAUAUACAUAAACAGAUGACGUGAGCUCAUUUCAGAGGAUGACA